CUUUAUAAACUUUAUUUAUAAACUUUAUUUAUAAACUUUAUGAACUUCUGAAUAAAUGUAUAAAUUGUGCGGACAGAUUAAUUAGUCAUCUCUCUCUGUGCUGCUUUGAUCAAACGUCAUAAAUGACAUGACUCAUCAUAUUUAAUAAUCAUAAAGUAAUAACCACUUUAUUUAUUCUUAUUAUCUAUAAAUAUAUAAAAAUAUAAUGUGUGUGUGUGUGUGUGUGUGUGUGUGCGCGCGCCUGCGUCCGUUUUAAUGCUCUCUCUCUGCAGGUCGUUCUGAUGGUUCUGGCUUUAAUUAGUACAGCCUGUAUUAGUAAUGUCAUCUAUUCUUUACAGGCUAUGCUAAUCUAUGCCAGAACCAGCAAUGCAAAGAGACUGACCUUUUCAUUCUUCUUCAUCAUCAUCAUCAUCAUCCAGGUGUGACAGGUUUGAUUGACAGGAGGCUGUUCAGACGUUUCAUGAUAAAGGUUUGAAGCUGCAGUGAAAAUAAAAAUACUUCUGUUUAAAACCAGAUUUCAUCUGAACACCCUGACUCAGCGUUUAUAUCAAAUACAGAGAGAUCCUCAGGAUAAUAAAACAUAUAAUAAUAACAAUAAUAAUAAUAAUAAUAAUAAUGAUAAUAUAUAAUACAGUCUUAUUACACUCAUGGAGGUGACCGAUGAGUUACGUUCAAAUAAAUACAACUCUAAAAAUGGUCUGAUUAAAGAUUUGUGUUUAAUAAUCUGAAUUCAUGUCAUGCAUUAGUUUCAUGAAUUAUCGCUCUGUGUGAUCUCUUUGAAGACAUCUGUUGCUAUGGUUACAGGGGGAGGUGAAAGUUCUGGAUCAGUGUUGAGACUUAAACUCUCAGCAGGAUGAUGACCUGGACACGUUGAUAUAAAAUAAUAUGAAUACAAUUAAAUAAAUCCUCACUGAGCGUGAACCUGCUGGAUAUCAUGUCUCUGUAACUGCUUUAGCUCAGUCAGGCUAAUGAUGCCAACACGUUCUCUGUGAAUCUGUCCACAAUGACAGAAACUUUCAGCAUUCCUACAGAUCUGAGCAGAAACAUCAUCCUUCUUUAGAUAAGAAAACUUUAUUUGUUCUGAAUGUCCACGUUACUCUUCUCGUCUCUUUCUGCAGACGAUCGUUUGUCAUCAUGAAUCUGACGUUAGACUCCAACUCCGUCCUCACAGGAGCUUCUCCGCCAGGUGUGUCCUAUCGGGGGAUGUCCAUGUUAUUAGACAGUGAUGGAGGCUGGAUGCUUCAUAAUGUGAGCGACGUCUCUCUGCAAACAGGAAACGUUUCUGCAGCUAACAGCACGCUAACGACGCCAGAGGUCGAGUUUGACCCAUUAGGAGGACACACUGUGUUGCAGGUGAUCAUCAUCGUCUUCCUCACUGGAUCUCUCUCUCUGAUGACUGUGGUUGGAAACAUCUUGGUGUUGGUGUCCUUUAAGAUCAAUAAAGCCCUGAAGACUGUGAAUAAUUACUACCUGCUCAGCCUGGCAUUCGCAGACCUGACCAUAGGGACUCUAUCCAUGAACCUGUACACAACCUACAUCAUCAUGAACCAGUGGGCUCUGGGCCCCGUGGUCUGUGACCUCUGGCUUGCCAUCGACUACGUGGCCAGCAAUGCCUCAGUCAUGAACCUGCUUGUUAUCAGCUUUGAUAGGUACUUCUCUGUGACCCGACCAUUGACCUACCGAGCCAAACGUACCACAAAGCGGGCCAUGACGAUGAUCUGCUUGGCCUGGUCCACCUCCUUCAUCCUCUGGGCUCCGGCCAUUUUGUUCUGGCAGUACAUCGUGGGAGAGCGGACUGUCCAACCCAACGAGUGCUACAUCCAAUUCCUGUCCGAGCCCGUCAUUACCUUCUGCACUGCCAUCGCUGCCUUCUACCUGCCCGUCACCAUCAUGGCCACCCUGUUCUGGAAGAUCUUUCAGGAGACAGAGAAACGGGCCAAAGAAUUCCAAGGACUAAAGGGAUCCGGGGCAGGAAACAAAUCUGGCCAGGCUCAGAAUCAGGGGGGCGGGAGUGGACGAGGAGGAGGAGAAGCAGCGACCAACAGUCAGAAGGAUUCUUCAGCCAUGCAGCGACAGAUGAGCUCUCAGAGCAGCAGCAGCUAUGACCUGAACCAGACCACCUCCGAAAAGAACAACAGCAUCCCUGGAGGAGGAGCAGGAGGAGGGGGAAGGUGCGCAGCCUUCUGCUUUAAGUGUUCAUCACUGCUGCCAGGUCGACACGCCUCAAGGAGGUCCAUCAACACGACCACAGCGGGCGAGGCGGAGCACAACAGCUGUGACAGCCUGAACAACAACGAAGAGGAAGAGGAGGAGGAGGAGGGCGAUGGGGAGGACCCAACAAGAGCACCAUCAGAUACAAAAUCGAAGAAGAAAAAAAACAAGGAUAAACAAUCCAUCAAAGAAGGAAAAUCUAACUCUUUGACAUCAUCACCAGCAGACCAAUCGGCUGCCAAACGUUUUGCCUCCAAGGCAAAGACAGAGAUCAACAAGCGAAAGACUGACAAGAAGGCUAAUGAGAAGAAGGCGAAUGAUAAGAAGGCGGCGCGGACGCUGAGCGCAAUCCUGUUCGCCUUCAUCACUACGUGGUUACCCUACAACAUCAUGGUGCUCGUCAACACCUUCUGUCAGGACUGCAUCCCAACCACGCUCUGGGCGCUGGGAUACUGGCUGUGCUACGUGAACAGCACAGUGAACCCCAUGUGCUACGCUCUGUGCAACAAGACAUUCAGGACGACCUUCAGAGACAUCCUGAUGUGUCAGUGGAACCAGAAGAAGAACCAGCCUCAGUUCCAGCAGAGGAAGGCAGUCGCUUUUAAGAAAUAACAUCACAUGAGAACAGAGUGUAAAUUCUCUGACUGACUCUGAAGAAACAAUCCUGAUCAACAAUCAGAAAGUGAAUGCACCAUGAAAAGUGUAAUGUCAGGAAACAUCCUGAAGCUUUGAACUAAAUCUGAUUGUAGCCAAACAGGACUUUCCUCAAAUCUAUCAGAGGAGCCUGAUGCUGUUCAUAAAAACACUGUUCAUGGUCCCAGAGGAUUCAUCCUCUUAAUGAGCCAUUAUGCUCAAGGACCCUACAACUGUGGAACUACUUUCUGUGCAUGUUCAUGGUACCCAGAGUAUGAUAUUAAUAAACACAACUAGGGAUGUUUC
Messenger RNA from Labrus mixtus (cuckoo wrasse), 3150 nucleotides. RefSeq names its product cholinergic receptor, muscarinic 3b (gene chrm3b). The transcript has 5 exons. Gene Ontology annotation, molecular function: G protein-coupled serotonin receptor activity; G protein-coupled acetylcholine receptor activity. Gene Ontology annotation, cellular component: plasma membrane; dendrite; synapse. Gene Ontology annotation, biological process: adenylate cyclase-inhibiting G protein-coupled acetylcholine receptor signaling pathway; chemical synaptic transmission; G protein-coupled receptor signaling pathway, coupled to cyclic nucleotide second messenger. Bases 1135 to 2823 code for a protein of 562 amino acids. The record is from RefSeq and is a predicted model, not a curated record. NCBI's taxonomy places the organism in Eukaryota, Metazoa, Chordata, Actinopteri, Labriformes, Labridae.